Messenger RNA from Pseudophryne corroboree (corroboree frog), 1500 nucleotides. RefSeq names its product gastrula zinc finger protein XlCGF26.1-like. The coding region runs from base 1 to 1500 and encodes 499 amino acids. The transcript is spliced from 2 exons. The record is from RefSeq and is a predicted model, not a curated record. NCBI's taxonomy places the organism in Eukaryota, Metazoa, Chordata, Amphibia, Anura, Myobatrachidae. Gene Ontology annotation, biological process: regulation of transcription by RNA polymerase II. Gene Ontology annotation, molecular function: DNA-binding transcription repressor activity, RNA polymerase II-specific; RNA polymerase II cis-regulatory region sequence-specific DNA binding. Gene Ontology annotation, cellular component: nucleoplasm.
AUGAUCAUCUUACACAAGGGCUGUUCGUAUAUACGAUUUACCACGGCUACGUUUGAUGCAAUGGAAGUAGAUUGUGAGGAUUUUUGCCAGGAAAGAGAUUUCCGUCCAUGUUAUCUUGACUAUGCUCCAAGCAGGGCAGAUGGUCGUAUCGAAACAUUACCCUCACAUAUGGAAGAAAUGUGUCUCUUGAUACAUCAGAGAAGUCACACAGGUGAGAAGCCGUUUCCAUGUUCUGAGUGUGGGAAAUGUUUUGCAAACAAAUCAGAUCUUGUUAAACAUCAGAAAAGUCACACAGGUGAGAAGCCAUUUCCAUGUUCUGAGUGUGGGAAAUGUUUUGCACACAAAUCAGAUCUUGUUAGACAUAACAGAAGUCACACAGGUGAGAAGCCAUUUCCAUGUUCUGAGUGUGGGAAAUGUUUUACACAGAAAUCACAACUUGUUACACAUCAGCAAAGUCACACAGGUGAGAAGCCAUUUCCAUGUUCUGAGUGUGGGAAAUGUUUUGCACAGAAAUCAGAUCUUGUUAGACAUCAGCAAAGUCACACAGGUGAGAAGCCAUUUCCAUGUUAUGAGUGUGGGAAAUGUUUUGCACAGAAAUCACUUCUUGUUAUACAUCAGAAAAGUCACACAGGUGAAAAUCCAUUUUCUUGCUCUGAGUGCAGGAAAUGUUUUACCCGGAAAUCACAACUUGCUACACACCAAAGAACUCACACAGGUGAGAAGCCAUUUCCAUGUUCUGAGUGUGGGAAAUGUUUUGCGCAUAAAUCAGAUCUUGUUAAACAUUACAGAAGUCACACAGGUGAGAAGCCAUUUCCAUGUGCUGAGUGUGGGAAAUGUUUUGCACGGAAAUCAGAUCUUGUUGAACAUCAGAGAAGUCACACAGGUGAGAAGCCGUUUUCUUGCUCUGAGUGUGGGAAAUAUUUUUCCUGGAAAUCACAACUUGCUACACACCAAAAAAGUCACACAGAUGAGAAGCCAUUUCCAUGUUCUGAGUGUGGGAAAUGUUUUGCGCAGAAAUCACAUCUUGUUAAACAUCACAGAAGUCACACAGAUGAGAAGCCAUUUCCAUGUUCUGAGUGUGGGAAAUGUUUUGCACAGAAAUCAGAUCUUGUUAAACAUUACAGAAGUCACACAGGUGAGAAGCCAUUUCCAUGUUCUGAGUGUGGGAAAUGUUUUGCAAUCAAAUCAGAUCUUCUUAGACAUCAGAGAAGUCACACAGGUGAGAAGCCAUUUUCUUGCUCUGAGUGUGGGAAAUGUUUUUCCCAGAAAUCACAUCUUCUUACACAUCAGCAAAGUCACACAGGUGAGAAGCCAUUUCCAUGUUCUGAGUGUGGGAAAUGUUUUGCAUACAAAUCAGAUCUUGUUACACAUCAGCAAAGUCACACAGGUGAGAAGCCAUUUCCAUGUUCUGAGUGUGAGAAAUGUUUUGCAAACAAAUCAAAUCUUCUUAAACAUCAAAGAAGUCACACAGGUGAGAAGACAUUUCCAUGUUCUGAGUGA